Molecule: messenger RNA, 2908 nt
Organism: Colius striatus (speckled mousebird)
Lineage: Eukaryota; Metazoa; Chordata; Aves; Coliiformes; Coliidae
Gene: IFT27
Product: intraflagellar transport 27
Exons: 7
Coding region: 61-621 (186 amino acids)
Cellular component (GO): Golgi apparatus
Molecular function (GO): GTPase activity; GTP binding
Source: RefSeq, a predicted model, not a curated record
AGCGCGGUGGUGGCAGCGGCUGCCCUCGUCACCCGCCGCCGCUUUCCCCGGGCUGGGGCGAUGGUGAAGCUCGCUGCUAAGUGCCUCCUGGCAGGAGAUCCAGCCGUGGGAAAGAGUGCUUUAACCCAAAUGUUCCGCAAUGAUGGGGCUCCUUUUCAGAAGAACUACACGCUGACAACGGGCGUAGAACUGUUGGUGAAGGCUGUAUCAGUUCCAGAGACAAGUGAUAGGGUGGAAUUCUUCAUUUUUGACUCUGCAGGAAAUGAUCUAUUUUCUGAAAUGCUGGAGAAACUGUGGGAGCAACCCAAUGUCCUGUGCCUUGUGUAUGAUGUCACUAAUGAGCAAUCUUUCAACAACUGUGCCAAGUGGUUGGAGAAGCUGAGGGCUCAAGCAGCUGGAGUGCACAUCCCAGGUGUCUUAGUGGGUAAUAAAACAGACCUGGUUGGCCGUCGAGUUGUAGAGCAGAAACAAGCACAGGAGUGGGCUGAGGAACAUGGCCUGGAGUACUGUGAGAUGUCAGUGAAGGAGAUGAAAAAUUUUGAGGCCCCUUUCCACAUCCUGGCAAAGUCAUUCCACCAACUGUAUAAAGAGAAAGUGGAAACCUUUCACUCACUAGUUUGAGGGGGUGUGACUGUCAUAUGACUGUGUAUCCUCUAAGCUUCUUCUAGUGCCCAGAAUCCAGCAGGAUGGAAUACAGAGAGAAGAAAAAAGAUGAGCUAUUUGCUUCUUUGUGGUCAUCUUCUGGUAAUUUGAAAUAAACUUGAAAUAAGCAGGGGGAAAGACACUCUUCAGAAGUUGCUACCUCAGCAUUUCUUUCAUGUCCUCUAACUUGGUUCUUUGCUCACUGAAAGUCUGCUAGGUUGGAGGAGGCGGGGAGUAAAAGGGGAGGGCAGAAUGCAAAUUGCCAGCUUUUUGCUUUGAUCUUGUCUCUAGUCUGAACAGACUUCCUGCUGCUACAAGCAAGGAUUUAGAGGUUUGGAGAAGGAGAAAGGAAGCUGACGGGAUGUUUUUCAACUGAAGCAACCCAACCUUGACACAUACAUUGCAGGGCAGGACUGAUUUGACCCUGCCACUUGAAAACUAUUUUCAGUAGGGCACCAGUGCCCUAAAAUCAACACAUGAAGACCGAGAUGUGUGGGGACCCAGCUGGAUUUACAUGUGUUUCUAGGAGUUUUAACAGCGUUACUCUUAUCAGUUGUAGGACCUAAAUGCGGAUGACUAAUACGUGCUUCUAACUCCUACAAUCUGGUUCUUUCCUUCAACGAUGCUCACUUUCACUGCCUGAUAGGAACUGUCUGGCAACUGUAGGGUUGACACUUGGUAAAGCACUGCCCUCUACUGGUCCCAGGCCACAAGAUUUCCUCAAGAAACUACCUCUUCUGAAGCGAGCAGGACUUCCUACAGUCACAUCCAAAUUGGCUUAUCUGUAAAAUGAGGUCAGAUAGCAAGAAUACCUCUUUCAUUCUAAAGAUGAGUCCAUAAUUUUAAACAAGUUAUCUUCUCUUCUUUGUGUCUUUGUCAUCUUUGUGGUUUCUUUUCAUUUUUCUUUCUGUCAGAUGAACUUUGCAAUACCAUAUUCUCAUUAGAUUCAGUUCUCAGUCUCUUACUAGAAUCAGAGUCCUCUUUGUUGUUCACCUUUCCCUGCUUGUCCUUGAAUUUUGGGUUAAAGAUCACGAUUCUGAUGUUGCUAGUGGAAACAGGACUCAGGAAAUGAAAGACAGCCUGGCUACGUUACUGUGACUCAGCCAAAGUCCUAUCAGAAAGAGUAAGAGCCUAGAAAGAGCUUCCCUUUUGUAUGGAGUACUGGUGUUGCAAUGUGUAAGAGUCUAUUUGCUAACGCAGGAUGUGAAAGCAUCCAUGGUAAGGUGCUGCCUUGUAACUGAGCCUAACAAUGAGAAGUCCAAAACUGUACCCUUUCUCUUCUCGCAGAUUGCAUUAACUUCUCUUGGGCAGAGGAAGCUGAAUUUUGUGGGGACUAAGCACUGCGUGAUUUUUAGAGGCAGGCUUUUCAGGAAUCUGUGACUUUUAUACAUGCCUUUUAUAACCGUUUUUAUGCUCAGUGCUAGGAAAAGUACCUUGUAUUGAAUGUAAGAAAUAUGGCUGCAGAUGUUGUAGCAGAGUUUAUGAAGCACUUCAAGAAUCUGGAGAAGCAGCUGGGCUCAUUUUACUGGCAACAAUGUGUGGAUGCUGGGAAUUAGCUGGGGAGCAUGAAUACCAGCUAAAGAGGUUAAGUAAGAGCUCGGCCGAGAAGAAAAGAAAAUGAAUAGGGUGUUUUGCUAGAAGCCAACUCAAAAAAAAAAGACAGAACCAGCUAGAAAAGCUCUUGCUUCCUCCAGAGAAGGAAGGAGUCCUCCAUGGGAGGAGUCACUUGGUUUUGAUUCAGAUUAGACUUAGUGGCUAUGGGUUGCCUUGUUAGUCCUGGGGGUUGUCUGUUGAUUUACAUGGGCUGAGUGUCGCCUGCAGGUACAAGUUCUUCCAACUAUUAAGAAUAAGAGUUGUUUUAGAUGCUAUGCUGAUCUAGUUAAAGAGCUAAAGAAAGUUUGUUUUGAUUUGGUAGCUCAUUUGCCUCUGGAUCUAUUGAUGAUGUGAUUACAAAGCAAGAUAGAUAUUUCUUCGUAUUGAAAAUAGCAGGACAGGUGUGCAUGCCACCUGCGACGUGGUAUAUGGAGGGAGUGAAUGCCUUGGGAAUGGGUGAUAAAAUGAAUCCUGUGCAAUCUGUAACUAAGGAGUUCAAUCUCUCUGCAUCAGGAGGACCUCCCAUAACUUUAAAUAUUCUAAAAUGCACCAGUAAGAUGAAGAUUGGUGGAUGCUGUUUUAUAAAUGAAUGCAAAAGCUGGAGCAUCUCGUUAAGGGAAUGCUUGCAGUGGUGAUUUGUGAUUUAUAGGGAAGCUGCUUUUGAGAGGUUAGU